GCAGCUGUUUAAAAACACGAGGUGGGGACAGUCACUAUAUUGCGGAGUCUAUGUAGAUCCUUGCGUUUUCCUCACCGCCGGGGCAGGAGGGAGACGAGAAGCCGAGGAAGUCAUGUGAGCCCGGCUAGUGUCACCUGACAAGGAGGAGGAAGUCAUUCCAGCUACCCCGACCUCCUCGAGCCUUGUCUUAAUCAUGCUCUCUCGCCUGCUGAAGGAGCACCAAGCAAAACAAAAUGAGAGGAAGGAGCUGCAAGAUCGGCGGCGCCGAGAGGCCAUUGCCGCAGCCACUUGUUUAACAGAAGCUCUAGUGGACCACCUGAAUGUAGGGGUUGCAGAGGCCUAUGUGAACCAGAGGAAGCUGGACCAUGAAGUGAAGACGUUGCAAAUCCAGGCUGCUCAGUUUGCCAAGCAGACAGGCCAGUGGAUUAGCAUGGUGGAGAACUUCAACCAAGCUCUUAAGGAGAUUGGUGAUGUUGAAAACUGGGCACGGAGCAUCGAGAUGGACAUGCGAACCAUUGCCACAGCCUUGGAAUAUGUUCACAAAGGGCAGCUGCAGCCCUCCACCUCCUGAUGCAAGAGAGUCCCUCUUGGUCUUUUUGCUGCCUGCACCACUUGGGUUCCUGUCCCUAACGGCACAAGAGAGGCAACUUCUUUCAUGCCAUAGUUGCCUGCUGGGGGCCAGUAGAAUGGCAAGUUCUUUAUUUAAACUUCCCUGGCUGCCUUUUUGCAGCAGCGAAUGAGCACUUUCCCCAUCUGCUGCAAGGGGUGUUGUUGGGCUGUAAUUCCAUAGCUUUGGGCUUCUACCUGUGCUCCUGCUGAGCCCAGUGUGAAUGGUACUUUGUGAAUCGAAACCAGAUAGCCACAAGGUGAGAAGGAAAGAACACCGUGAUGGGAGAGAACGGGUCAUGCCAAUUUUGGACCAGCUUAUCUUGAUCCGUAUUGUGAAAUUACAGAACUGAAUAAAACACAUGGUUGAAA
Heteronotia binoei (common prickly gecko) is the source of this 978-nucleotide messenger RNA. It is a transcript of the gene BLOC1S1, whose product is annotated as biogenesis of lysosomal organelles complex 1 subunit 1. NCBI's taxonomy places the organism in Eukaryota, Metazoa, Chordata, Lepidosauria, Squamata, Gekkonidae. Gene Ontology annotation, cellular component: BLOC-1 complex. Gene Ontology annotation, biological process: endosomal transport. The transcript has 4 exons. The record is from RefSeq and is a predicted model, not a curated record. Bases 194 to 571 code for a protein of 125 amino acids.